Molecule: messenger RNA, 717 nt
Organism: Bufo gargarizans (Asiatic toad)
Lineage: Eukaryota; Metazoa; Chordata; Amphibia; Anura; Bufonidae
Product: vomeronasal type-2 receptor 26-like
Exons: 3
Coding region: 1-717 (238 amino acids)
Biological process (GO): G protein-coupled receptor signaling pathway
Cellular component (GO): membrane
Molecular function (GO): G protein-coupled receptor activity
Source: RefSeq, a predicted model, not a curated record
AUGGGGAACUGUGAUUGCGCCAUUGCGGCCAUCAUGAUUGAAGACACCACUCGAGGAAAAUGUAUAUUUUGUUGGGACACUCCUAUUGUCAAAGCCAAUAACAGAACUGUGAGCUUCAUUCUUCUGAUCUCCAUCUUGUUGAGCUUCCUCUGCGUGUUUCUCUUUCUUGGACGUCCAGAGAACAUCACCUGCAUGCUCAGACAAACCUCAUUUGCAAUCUUCUUUUCAAUCACUGUUUCUUGUGUAUUGUCUAAGACUAUCACCGUUUUCAUUGCUUUUAAAGCCACUAAGCCCAAUAGUUUCUGGAAAAGGUGGAUGGAUAUAAAAAAAGCCAAUUAUGUGGUUUUUAUUUGUUCCUCGUUUCAAGCUCUUAUUUGCUGUUUUUGGUUAUCUGGUUCUCCUCCUCAUCAGGAGCUGGACUAUCACACUUAUCAUGAGAAGAUCAUCGUUCGGUGUAAUGAAGGGUCAGAUAUCUGGUUCUACUCUGUCUUAGGUUAUAUGGGGUUCCUGGCAGUGGUGAGCUUUGUUCUGGCUUUCAUGGUGAGGACAUUACCGGACACUUUUAAUGAAGCUAAAUCCAUCACCUUCAGCAUGCUGGUGUUCUGCAGUGUUUGGAUUGCUAUGAUCCCGGCUUAUCUGAAUGGCUGCAUCUGCGAAAAUAAGAAGACCCUUGCUUUCCUUCUUCAGGAAAAAGAUCCUGAAGAAAAAGGAUCCUGA